ACAUCACAAAGGGCCGAUCCCCCGCCCCUUCGGCGCCACCACGUGUGUCCCCGCGCCCGGCGGCCACCCGACUCAGUCCCUCACCGGCCGGUCUGGGCAGCGGUGGAGGGUGGUUGGCAGUGGCUGGAGGCUUCGCUAUGGGAAGUUGUUCCUUUGCUCUCUCGCGCCCAGCCCUCCUCCCUGGUUCUCCGCAGCCGCUGUCGGAGGAGAGCACGGGGAGGCGCGGGCUGCAGCCGCCGCUGCCUCUCCCCGCCCGGGCGGCCGCGCGGCUGGGCAGGUGCUGAGCGCCCCCGGAGCCUCCCUCGCCGCCUCCCUCCUCUGCCCGGCUGCCCGGCUGCCGCAGUGCACAUGGGGUGUUGGAGGUAGAUGGGCUCCCGGCCCGGGAGGCGGCGGUGGAUGCGGCGCUGGGCAGAAGCAGCCGCCGACUCCAGCUGCCAGGGGGCCACGCGCCCCGGGCGCCUCUGCGAGCCCCGGGCUCAGCCAUGGGGACCUCCGCGAACAGCAGCACCGCCCUCGCCUCCUGCGGCCGCGUCGCUAGAGCUACGAUGAUCGCGGGCUCCUUUCUCCUGCUUGGAUUCCUUAGCACCACCACAGCUCAGCCAGAACAGAAGGCCCCAAAUCUCAUUGGCAAAUACCACCAUGUGGACCGUGCCACUGGCCAGGUGCUAACCUGUGACAAAUGUCCGGCAGGAACGUAUGUGUCCGAGCACUGUACCAACACAAGCCUGCGUGUCUGUAGUAGCUGCCCUGUGGGGACCUUUACCAGGCAUGAGAAUGGCAUAGAGAAAUGCCAUGACUGUAGUCAGCCAUGCCCAUGGCCGAUGGUUGAGAAAUUACCCUGUGCUGCCUUGACUGACCGAGAAUGCACUUGCCCACCUGGCAUGUUCCAGUUUAAUGGUACCUGCACCCCCCAUACGGUGUGUCCUGUGGGUUGGGGCGUGCGGAAGAAAGGGACAGAGACCGAGGACGUGCGGUGUAAGCAGUGUGCUCGGGGUACCUUCUCUGAUGUGCCUUCUAGUGUGAUGAAAUGCAAAGCAUACACAGACUGUCUGAGUCAGAACCUGGUGGUGAUCAAGCCGGGGACCAAGGAAGCAGACAACGUCUGUGGCACACUUUCGUCCUCCAGCACGACCUCACCUUCCCCUGGCACAGCCAUCUUUUCAUACCCGGAGCACAUGGAAUCCCAUGAAGUCCCUUCCUCCACCUAUAUUCCCAAAGGCAUGAACUCAACAGCAUCCAGCUCUUCUGCCUCUGUUAGACCAAAGGUACCGAGUGGCAUCCAGGAAGGGACAGUCCCCAACAACACAAGCUCAGCGAGGGGUGAGGAAGGCGUGAACCAGACCUUCCCAAACCUCCAGGUAGUCAACCACCAGCAAGGCCCCCACCACAGACACAUCCUGAAGCUGCUGCCAUCCAUGGAGGCCACUGGGGGGGAGAAGUCCAGCACGCCCAUCAAAGGCCUCAAGAGGGGUCACCCCAGACAGAAUUUACACAAGCAUUUUGACAUCAAUGAACAUUUGCCCUGGAUGAUUGUGCUUUUCCUGCUGCUGGUGCUUGUGGUGAUAGUGGUAUGCAGUAUCCGGAAAAGCUCAAGGACUCUGAAAAAGGGGCCCCGGCAGGAUCCGAGCGCCAUUGUGGAAAAGGCAGGGCUGAAGAAAUCCAUGACCCCAACCCAGAACCGGGAGAAGUGGAUCUACUACUGCAAUGGCCAUGGGAUUGACAUCCUGAAGCUCGUAGCAGCCCAAGUGGGAAGCCAGUGGAAGGAUAUCUAUCAGUUUCUGUGCAAUGCCAGUGAGCGGGAGGUGGCCGCUUUCUCGAACGGGUACACGGCCGACCACGAGCGGGCCUACGCAGCUCUGCAGCACUGGACCAUCCGGGGGCCUGAGGCCAGCCUCGCCCAGCUCAUCAGUGCCCUGCGCCAGCACCGGCGCAACGAUGUCGUGGAGAAGAUUCGGGGACUGAUGGAAGAUACGGCCCAGCUGGAAACUGACAAACUGGCCCUCCCGAUGAGCCCCAGCCCACUUAGCCCGAGCCCCAUCCCCAGCCCCAACACGAAACUUGAGAAUUCCACCCUGCUGACGGUGGAGCCUUCCCCGCUGGACAAGAACAAGGGCUUCUUCGUGGAUGAGUCGGAGCCUCUUCUUCGCUGUGACUCCACAUCCAGCGGCUCCUCGGCUCUGAGCAGGACGGGCUCCUUUAUUACCAAAGAAAAGAAGGACACGGUGUUGCGGCAGGUACGCCUGGACCCCUGUGACUUACAGCCUAUUUUUGACGACAUGCUCCACAUUCUGAAUCCUGAGGAGCUGCGGGUGAUUGAAGAGAUUCCUCAGGCUGAGGACAAGCUGGACCGGCUAUUUGAGAUUAUUGGAGUCAAGAGUCAGGAAGCCAGCCAGACCCUCUUGGACUCUGUGUAUAGCCAUCUUCCCGAUCUAUUGUAGACCAUGAGGGAUACCGCACUCUGGAAAUUACUCAAUUUAGUGGCAGGGUGGUUUUUUGUUUGUUUUGCUUCUGUUUUUCUAGUUGCGUGUGUGUGCAUGUGCCCGCGCACGUGCGUGUGCGUGUGUGUGUGUGUGUGUGUGUGUAACAGAGUAUAUGGCCAGUGUUUUGAGUUCUUUCUUUCUUUUUUUAACCCUUCUAGGAAGUUAGUUUAUAAGCCUUACUCAAGGUGUAACUGUUGAAAAAUACCCACCACUAAACUUUUUUAGGUUCCAUAUUUUCUGUUUCGACUUCUUAUGUGUUUUCAAAAUUGUUCUGUGCACUUUAAAUUCACUUAAUGUACCACAAAUGCAGUGUGGCUUUUCCUGCACACUGGAUUGUGAGGCUCUGAACUUCUUAAAAGUGUAAUGGCAUCUUGUGAAUUCUAUACGCAGUCUUCAUGUCUCAACAUCCACAUCAGCUUUUUAUUUUUUAAUUGUAACUUUUUUUAUUAUUAUUUGUAAUUUACAAAUUUUCUUAAGGGUUAAAGAAGUGUAAUACCCCGUUGCGUUACUGUAAUGCAAUAGAUUUUGAGUUAUCGUUUUAAUAUGCCUUGUUGUAUAGUUCAUAUUCAUGGCUGAAACUUGACCACACUGUUGCUGAUUGUAUGAUUUUCACUUGGGCACCGUGUAGAAUGCCUGAUUACUUGUGCCCCUCUUAUGCUAAUGAUGCUCUGGGCUGGAGACAUGAAAUCCUCAAGCCAUCAGACCUUGCUAUUUAAGUGGCUUGACACCUGGGCCACCAAAGAACUUGAACUUCAUCUUUUAGGAAUUGAGCUAUUCUGGAACGUAUUGCUGCACUUUGGAAAGUCACAACUGAGUGCCCGUGACACCUUUUUCCAUAGGGGAUUUGCUCAGUUUUGCUUUAAAAGAUGUCUUGUUUUUUUAUACACACGUAGUCGGUAGGUCCAGUCUGCCCUCGAGGCCUUGGUCUUGGUGGGUGUCCUUUGUCAUUCAAUCACUUUAAUUAAAAGUGGCUGCAGCUGUAAGAGCUCUUGUCUGAUAUAUUUGCAACUCUGCUCCCGUUUAUAAACAUGCUCUCUAAUAACGCUCAGUUGCCAGACUCUAAUGCAAAGGUGGCGUGGACUCCCUUUGUGUGGGCGGGGUUUGUGGGUCAUGGGGAGGGACUGAUAGCAGAAAAAAUGCCUUCAAGUGUACUAAUUUAUUAAUAAAUAUUAGGUGUUUGUUACUUGAGUAGUUUGAGUGUAUUUACUACUUGCCUUGUACAUGUGCUCAAAUUACAACUCUUUGGUUAGCCUCUUGGAAAAAAAUGUGUGUAUUCUAAAAAUCUCUGCAUUUCUGACCUGUGAAUCAUGCAGAUUCGCAAAGCUUUGUGUCUGGAAGAGUAUUUGGAAAUUCAGAGAGAAGGAUGACCAAGUGUUAGAGAUGACCAAGCAUUCCCUAGUCUUUUGGGGGUAAAUCUUAGGCUCCUAUUUUGUCUCUAUUUUAAGAAAAGAGGAUUUGGAGGUGGAGAGGUAUAAAUGAUGACAUAGGUCCUGGAGUGUAUUCUUACUCAUUUCCAUCUAGGAAUUUUACCACUCGUGGGGGGCGGGGGGGUGGAGGGGGUCUGUACAAGUUCACAGGCUUCUGUGUGAAACGUCAUUGCCCCUGAGUAACGUCAAGCGGCUUUCUUGGCAAUAGGGCAAAGUCUCAUGAUGAUGGAUGUAUUACAUCAUAUUAUAUAUAUUAUUUUUUUAUUAUGUGUCAUCAUAUCUCCUUAGCUUGGGAACCCUGGCUCUAUAGAAUUCCAGUGGCCAGGACAUCAGCAAUUUUGAGUUCCUCUUUCGGUGAGAAACUGGAAGUGGGUGCCCUGUCUGGACACUUUGACACCCAUGUCAGGGACAUUGAAGGGGUCUUCUGCUUUCAUCCACUCCCAUGUGGCUGGUUUCUAGAGAACAAUUCUGGUAUUUGGUUUUAUGGUUCUCAGGCCAGGUUUCCCUUCCUCUUUUGUGAACAGAAGACAGAAACUCUUCAAAAGGGAAACAAACUAGGAUAGGUCGGUGAUGGGAGGGAAGGAGACAGAUGGGUUUUUCAGAGGAUUUGGAGACUGCGACUUAUUUUUUGUGGGGCUUGAAAACAAAUCAGUGUUAUAGUUAUUAAGUUUGUAAGUUACUUCUAGCUUGAAGAUCAUUAUUUUCUUAACGUUUACAGCUUUGUACUUUACAAAGUGACUUUUACAAUAUCUCAUUGAAACCUCAUAACCACCUUUUAAGAUAGGUACUAUUAUUGUACCCAUUUUAUAGAUGAAGAAUAGGCUUAUAAAGGCUAAGGAACUUGCUUAAGGCUCUACAACAGAGUGGUAGAGAUCAGACUUGAAUCUGAAUCCAAAAGUGUUUAUUCAGGACUGAUAACCAGAAAUAUUGUCAGGCUGAAGCCGUGGAUACAGAGAUCACAGUGAUGAAAUGUAUGUGGCUUAUAAAGAAAGCCUUAUACUUAAGUUCAAUGAAUAAUUGUGGAAGUGUGAGAAGGGGGUAGCAUCUUUUGAUGAUACAAGGGGAAGGGACAUGGAAGUUAGGGUUAAACAGAAGCUUAAUAUUGAGUUAAUAUAAUACAUAGCUUUCCACCUACCCCCAAAAGUAACCCCAAGCUGCGUUAUUAAAAAAAUAUAUAUAAUGUUCUGGUCAGAGUUGAUGACAAUCCGAUUUAUAUAUUAUGUGGCUCACUUUGGAGGUUUUCUCUGGUGUGAACUAGCUUACUUUGAGGGCUGUGCUAAACUAGGUUUCCAAUGCAGGGUUGGAGGGAUAACCAGAAGCGUAGGAAACAGAAACAGGAGCAUUUGUUGAGAAAUCUAAACUUGACUACGAAGAUCAUCUGGGUAGGGGAAAGACUAUCUUCAGCUAUUUGCAGGGCUAAGGAAGAGACUAUUUAUUUUUCUUUAGAGAGUAAUACUGUUUCCUCUAAGCCAAUUUAGGUGAAAUGCAGAAGAGCUCUUCAACAAUUAGAUCUGGCUGCUUUUCCAAGGAGAAAAUAUCUCCUACUCUGGGAAAAAGUUGGAUGUGCUUCACUGGGUUAUCAACCUUUCCUGUAAAUAAUCACCUGGGAAUGAGCAGGCUGUUCUAAAGGCAGGUUCCCAGAGAGUGCAAUUCAGAAGGUUUGCCGUGAAGUACAGAACAAGUGUCUCCCAUAUUUUUUUUUUCUGAAAAAUCUUGGGCUCAGUGCUUGAGAUCCUUGCCACUGUGGGCUGUCACCGCACCCGGGAGGUUGUUAGAAUGCAUCCUUGGAGGCCACUUUGUUGUGCUCCUUAAACUUUAAUGAGCACAUGAAACACUUGGGGAUCUUGUUAAAAUGCAGAUUCUGUUUCAGUUGGUGAGGGGAUAGGUACCUAGGUGAUGUGGAUGCUGCUGGUCUCUAGAUCGACGUUGAGUAGCCUGCAACUGGGCCUCGUUUUCAUGCAAAGAGUAGUGCUGAGGUGGGAGAAGACGACACCAUUUCCAAAGGAGAGAAGUAAACGAUUUCCGAUGAUCCAAAGAGAUUUCCAGAAUCAGGCAGUCCUGGUCAAGAUCUACAGCAGUGGUUCUUGAUCCUGGCGGCACAUCGAAAUCAGCAGGGCGGCUCUGGGAAAUCCAGUGCCCGGGCCAACCUCCAUACCGGUGAUGUCAGAAUCUAAGGGCCUGGAACCCAGGAAUCAGCAUUUUUAAAGCUCCCCAAGAGAUGCCAAUGUGUAGUCAGUCAGCUUGGGCAGCCACUGAUUUAAGAGUUUGUGAAGAGAGAGUGCUUCUCAAUCCUCACCCCAGAUCUGAUGGAUAAAUCUUACAGGGAGCGAACUCGGAAAUCUGCAGUUGUGAGUUUGCUAUAGAUCGUCCCACUCAACUCUGCAGGCUUGCUUUAGAACCCAUAACCGUCCUGUAAAACUACAUGUAACUGUCAAGAACUGAUACGCUCCGUAGCAAGGAUGGGCAACAUCUUAAGGCUUAAUUGCACUGCUGAACAAUUACUUGAUUCAACUGACCAGUUCUUCAUGACUUUGAGCAUAAUGUAUAAGGUAUGAUUAAUCAAGAAUAUUUGGGAUGUGAUGUUGUUCUGAUUUAUGUUUCUAUAUCUAUUUGAUUGAAGGUUUGCCAAUUUUCAAAAAAUAAAGUAAGAUCUGAUGAGUCAUAACUGCACUGACUAUGUCAUAGAAUCUCAGACUGUGGGUCACACCUGGGCUAUGGGAGUGUCAGUUUCGAUGUAUGGUCCUGUAGAUGUAUCGGGUACCUAUCUUACACUUCGAUUUGAGAAAAGGAGAUGUGAUCAGUCUCUUGUUUAGCAGACUUGUGGCCCUUACCUUUGUAAGGAAACUUGGACAUUGUCUAGAAAUCUUGCGGUUUUCAGGUGGGAAGCUAGGCUCAUUUCUGCUACUUCAUGGCAGACCCCAGUUACCUUAGUCCCUGCCAAUACUCGUCCACUAUUCCGAGAUACUUCUUUGGCCUCUUUUCUUGAAAGCAGGUGGAAAAUGAAGUUAGCGAUUUGACCAAGAGUUACUUGCAUUAGAAAUCUAAAACAGUUUUUAUGCUAUUUGACUUCAAGUAGCCGAAUAUGUGAAGCAUGUUGGAUGCCAGAGCCUCACUAUUUCCAAAAUAACAGCUUUUCAUAAAGUACCUCACAAGGAUAUAAAAAAUAUGGCAAUGGAUACGUCUGGGGAAAGGAACGAGCUAUCCAGGGGACAGGAAGAGGAAAGGAAGGACACGUUCUUUCCACGGUUUGUUCUUUGGAGACUUUUGAGUUUUGCACCAUGUGUGUGUAUUGUGUGUGGAAUUUGAAAAAUUAUAAAUAAAAACUAUUUUUAGAAUAUUUCUAAGGCAUCCAGGGAAUGUACACCCGUGAAGAGCAAGGUAAGAGUCCCAUGAACCAGGCUUAAAAUGUUAGUAAUAGUUCUGUGAGGGGCGUUUUUGUAAAAUCUGCAAAAGGGAGACAGGGUCUCGUUCUGCCCACCGCCAACCCCAACCUCUGUGAUUUUAGAUUCUUUUCCCGGACUUGGCUCCCAACAAACUUAGUUAAUGCAAAACUUAGAGGGAGGGACUUCAAACCGAGAAAUUCAGAGAGGUGGAACAUAGCAGCUAUUUUCUGGCCCAUCUUUUUAUAUUUCUCAAUACAGGAAUCACUCGUAAUUAAGAUCUUCAGGAGGAAAAAGGUCAAAGAUUUCUUGAGAGCCUUUUGAUAGUUGUUCAUCUCUCCAAAGGAGGUGCUUCUGUUCUGCUCUGGCAUUGUCUUGUUUUCACUCACCUAGUGCUUUGUCCAUAGGAAAAUGCCAAACUAGAAAUCCCAAGAAGAGGGACACAGGUAGCUCGUUUCCAAAAGUCCUGUGACAAUUGUGUCUCAUUCUCUUUAGAAGUUAGAACAAUUUCAUGCUAGGUUUUGGCCCCUUUUGUUUAAACAUAGGGUACCCAUCAACAGAAAUAUUCAUUUUGUCACUCCAUUCAUCCAUCCAUGAAACAUGUGAGCACCUACUAUGGGUGAGGCACUAAGCCAAGAGCCAAGAAUACAAAGAAUUCUAUACAAGCCAGUAACGACCGUUGACACCAGGGCAUUUGCCUGUUCAUCGCUGUAUCCUCAGCAUCUAGAACAAUGCCUGGAACAUGGUAGGCGCUCAGUUACUCUAUGUUGAGUAAAUGAAAGCAUGCAGGCCCUGACCUCAAGCUCACAUCUCAGAAAGGAAACAGACAUGGACAUUAUAAUCAAAUCAAAUUAUAAUCAAAUGUAUCUAAAUGAAAUGAUAGAAAUACAAAGAGGGUAUUAGGAGAGUUAGAAAUGAAAUAUGAAUCAAGGAAAAAAUAUCACAAAAUCCUUUAGUGGAAGUCUUCCUUCUAAUUUUAAAGAAAAUUGCGCUAAAAGAAAGGGCAGACAGUUACAGUUCCAUACAUUCCAAAUCUCUGGGGAGAGAGAUAGUUUGUAAAGAGAAAGUUUUCCAAAAGGAAAACGUAGGUAUUGUAGACAUUAUUAUGCAAGCAAGGAGUUGAUAUUGUUUAAAUAUUGGCUAACCAUCAUGAUAAGACACGAGGCCCAGUCAUGUGACUGCUUUGCAUACAUCACAUAUUGGGAGUCCAGAAUGUAUAUGUCCCUUCAUGAAACAACUCCUCCUCCUAUAAAGUAUCCAAAGCACUUGGUAUUAUUCACUCUAAUCCUAACCUGCAUUUUAUGAUGCAGGAGCUGUUUGAAUUUCUCUUCUGCUGAUGAGGAAACUGGUGCACAGAUAAUGACUUCCCCAAGUCACACAGCUAGUAAAUGGUGGAGCCAGGAAGACCAUUGUAGAACUGGGUGAGCCAAGCAUGGUCCUAAAUGACAAAUUAGGUGGACUGGAUUGCUGCCCUUCUAGAGCAUCUCAUCUGGAAUCGACCGAAGUUGAAUUGCUUUUUUAUUUGGCUUUCACAUUGUUCAUUUUUUUUUUUUUUUUACUUUGAAAUAAUUUAAGAUACACAAGAAGUUUCAAAAGUAGUAUAGAGAGUUCCUAUCCACCCUUUGCCCAGUUUCCCCAGGAUAACGUCUUGCAUAACCAUGAUAUUACCAAAACCAGGAAAUUGACAUUCAUAUAAUAUUACUAGCUAAGGCUCCAGACCUUACUCAGCUCACACCAGUGUUUACAUGCACUUCUUUAAAAAAUGUUUGUUUAUUUAGAGAGAGAGAGAGAGAGAGAGCAGGGGAGGGGGGGUAGAGAGAGGGAGAGAGAAUCCCAACCAGGCUCUGCGCUGUCAGCACAGAGUCUGACUCAGGGCUUGAUCCCAUGAACCGGGAGAUCAUAACCUGAGCCGAAAUCAAGAGUCAGACACUGAACUGACUGAGCCACCCAGACCCAGGCGCCCCUGUUUUUUUGGUGUGUGUGUGUGUGUGUGUGUAGUGCUAUGAAAUUUUAUCACAUAUGUAGAUUCAUGAAGGCACUACCAUAAUCAGAAUACAUAACUGCUUUAUCACCACAAAGAAACUCUCCCCCGUGUCCUCUUUAUAGUGACACCUUCCCCUCCACCCUAAACCCUGACAGCUGUUUUCUGUCACUAGUUUGUCAUUUAGAAAGUGUUAUAUAAAUGGCACCAUGCAGGAUGUAGCCUGAGAUUGGCUUGUUUUCCUUCAGCAUAAUUCCAUUGUGAUCUAACCAAAUUGUUGCACAUACGAACACGUUCUUUUUCACUGCUGAGUAGUAUUCCACGGUAGGGAUGUACCACAGUUCGUUAACUAUUCAUGAAUACGUUUGGGCUGUUUCUAGUGUUUGACUAUUAUGGAUAAAACUUCUAUGACCAUUUGUGCACAGACUUUUAUGUGGAAAUAAAUUUCAUUUCCUUAGGGUAAAUACUCAGGUAUAAGAUUGUUAGAUAAUAUGCUAAGUGCUUUUUCAACUUUAUAGUAAACUGACCGUUUUCAUAGUGGUGGGACCAUUGUAUAUUCCCAGCAUUAUGCAUAAGAGACCAAGUUGUUCUGCAUCCUUGCUAGUCCUCAAUAUUGUCAGUAUUUUUAUGUUAGUUAUGCUAGUAUGUAUGUGGUAGUACAAACCUGAAUUUAUAAAAUCGUGGAAACAUACAAAUGAGUAAGAAUUUAAAAUUAAAAAGUGCUACCUCUCUGA
Messenger RNA from Leopardus geoffroyi (Geoffroy's cat), 10002 nucleotides. It is a transcript of the gene TNFRSF21, whose product is annotated as TNF receptor superfamily member 21. NCBI's taxonomy places the organism in Eukaryota, Metazoa, Chordata, Mammalia, Carnivora, Felidae. The coding region runs from base 483 to 2438 and encodes 651 amino acids. The transcript is spliced from 6 exons. The record is from RefSeq and is a predicted model, not a curated record. Gene Ontology annotation, biological process: signal transduction; negative regulation of T cell proliferation; negative regulation of B cell proliferation. Gene Ontology annotation, molecular function: protein binding.